Molecule: messenger RNA, 1179 nt
Organism: Spodoptera littoralis (African cotton leafworm)
Lineage: Eukaryota; Metazoa; Arthropoda; Insecta; Lepidoptera; Noctuidae
Source: the annotation of a GenBank genome assembly
AUGUCUCAGCUGGUACCAUACCACCUCUACAGCAGCGAGCAAGACGAUAGUCUGAUGUUCGCUACCAUGUUUGACUACCAGGCAGAUGAAUAUAAGAAGCCAAUGUUGGCAAACCUAGAGGGCCUCCAGUCGGGGGUCCCAACCCGCACCACGGCGACCAUCACGCCCACCCAGCUGCGCAACUUCGAGCAGACCUACAUCGAGUUGACCAACUGCCGCAGCGAGCCCACCACUCACGCGGGCUUUGUACCGCCUUCAGUCACGCACGCCAACAACUACGGCAUCCUGAAUUCGGUGGGGUACUGCGAUUCGGGCCCGACGACGGCGCUGCACGUGUCGCCGGGCCCACUCUCCGCCAGCGGCGACAGCAGCAGCAGCCCUGGCCUGCCAACUCCCAAGAGGCGGAACAUGGGCGGCCGAAGACCUACAAAGGCACCGACUGACCUUUCACCCGAAGAAGAAGAACGCAGGAAGAUCAGGAGAGAGAGGAACAAGAUGGCCGCCGCUCGCUGCCGUAAACGUAGAUUAGAUCACACUAACGAACUGCAGGAGGAGACUGACAAGCUCGAGGAGAAAAAACAAUCUCUACAAGAGGAGAUUCGCAAACUAAAUCAUGACCGGGAGCAGUUGGAAUCCAUCCUGCACACUCACAUGCUAUCUUGUCCCCUCGGCAAGCGGUCGACGAGCCCCCCUGACAUCAAACCCUUCCAAGAAUACUCCUACCCAGAAAUGCCUGAAGACGGUGUCCGAGUCAAAGUAGAGGCUGUAGAACCUGUUGUAGACCCCGUCCUGGUGUUGGAUAAUAUAUUUACUUCGCCGGCGAAUGACAAGAAAAUAAUGUUGUCGGCGGCCAACCCUGCCGUGGUGACGAGUGCUGCGCCAGCGACAUUGGACACUCCCCCCGUGCUGUCCCGCCCCAAUCGACCCAACUCAUUACAGGUGCCGCUUAGCCUUACGCCCGCACAGUUACAUAACAACAAAGCUUUGGGCAACAACAAAAUAGCGGGCAUCGAGAUCAGCACGCCCAGUAACGGCAUCCCGUUCAACUUCGAGAGCCUGAUGGAGGGCGGCACGGGGCUGACGCCGGUGCACCCGCACCCGCACCCGUGCGGCCAGCAGCAGCGCGCGGCGCCCGACGCGGCCUCGCCCGACGCGCACAACAGCCUCGUCAGCCUCUGA